AUGGGUGGCCACGGUGGUUUGAACAUACUUCCCCAGAAGAGUUGGAACGUGUACGGCCGCAAGAACCGGCUGAAGGUCUUAGAAGCCGAGGAGAAGGAGAGGAGGGAGGAACGGAAGCGGCGCGGAAAGCGCAAGGCUGCGGAUAACGAAUUCCGAAGGAAUGCGUUGCUGAAGAAGGCGGCAGGUUCGGCCGUGGAGGAGCCUAGUCAUGACGUCACCCACAUCAACCUCUUUGAGGGAAUAGAACACAAAAGGAGGCAUCCUCAAACAGAGCAAGAUGAACUCCAAGCUGAACGCAAACGUGGGCGGAAAGAAGAUAGGACAAGUGAUGCACGUUUUGAUGAGCGCUUCCGACUGGGGUAUGGACUGGUGGGCAAGGAGCCUUGGUACAUCAAGAGGGGGCCACUGCCAUCCCAACAACCAAGCACAAAUGAACUUGAAAAAGGAAGGCCACAAAGAACAAUGAUAGAGGCCAAAGAUUCCAAAUCAAGAAAACACAGGAAGCACAGAGUUGUCAAGGAGGCCUCCCUAGCAAUGAUGCAGCCUUGCCAGAAGAAAUCCAUUGAGGAGUUGAGGGCAGAGCGAGUCGAACGUGAACGUGUGGAACGCCAGAGGGCCAGCAACCUGUUGAGCUCCACCCCUCGCACAGAUGGGGGGGCCAGGUACAACAGUGCCUUUGGCCAUGCGGACAAGCUGAGGCAGCACAGAAGGCAGCCAUAG
Ostreobium quekettii is the source of this 720-nucleotide messenger RNA. The record is from the annotation of a GenBank genome assembly. NCBI's taxonomy places the organism in Eukaryota, Viridiplantae, Chlorophyta, Ulvophyceae, Bryopsidales, Ostreobiaceae.